CAUUUUGUGCUGCUGCGCCGGGUAUUUAUCACAAGAGUCGUGACUAUCCCGUUUACACUGCUAGUUAGGUGGUCAGACGGUUCCUAGUGUAGUCAGUUUCUCUCUCUAAGCCUGAGGCCUUCGAUAGGUUUUCGCAAAGUGCGAUUUUUUUGAGUCGACAUAAAUAUUAAUUUUGUAUAUUUAGUUUAUUUUUAUACUGUGUGAGAAAGAAUGUCGGCCUCAAGUCCCGAAUACUCUCCGUUCUUCGCAGUGAUGGGUGCCUCUGCGGCUAUGGUGUUCAGCGCCUUGGGAGCAGCCUACGGCACAGCCAAGAGCGGUACAGGAAUAGCCGCCAUGUCUGUGAUGAGGCCGGAGCUCAUCAUGAAGUCCAUCAUCCCAGUGGUCAUGGCGGGUAUCAUAGCCAUCUACGGCCUGGUAGUAGCAGUGCUGAUUGCCAACCAAAUCACAGCAACAGUCCCCCUCUACAAGAGUUUCCUCCAUCUGGGCGCCGGGCUGAGUGUGGGCCUCAGCGGGCUGGCAGCAGGCUUCGCAAUCGGCAUCGUGGGCGACGCGGGCGUGAGGGGCACAGCUCAGCAGCCGAGGCUUUUCGUGGGCAUGAUCCUCAUCUUGAUUUUCGCCGAGGUCUUGGGUCUCUACGGGCUCAUCGUCGCCCUCAUCCUCUCCACGAAAUAAAGCACCCAAACAUCUCCACUACAAAGAUCUGUCCUUUAUGUUGCUGCUGGAGAAAAAGUGUAAAAUGGGGAAAAAAUUGUAAAAAAAAAAAAAAAAUCUGCUCAACCUGAGAUGAAAGAAGUGAAGGCGUGGGGAAAAAAAAGAAUUAAAACGGCUCCAUAAAUAUGGUCUUAUCUCAACAAUGUGUACAGUCGUCCCAAUUUGAUAGUCAACUUGUAAAUGCGCAAUGUAGUGAUUUGUCUGUCUUGUGUGCGUGUGCGUGUGUUUCAAAAAUUGUAUGAUGAAGAUUCCUUUUUUUUCCCUCCACUUAUUUCAGGGCCUUGAGGCCAGCUGAGGCAGCUCGGCCUCCGGUCUUAGAGAGCUGACCAAAGGGCCGCACAGCUUUUUCUCCUCCCUUAUCGACUCGGGAGUUGACACAAUUUCUGCAUUAAUCUUGAGGAUCUAUUUGUAAAGAGAAAUGUAUAUGGACUUACGAUUUUUUUCCACUGAUUUUUAUUUAUACGAAAUUGUUCAUGGAACUGUUUAAUGCAGCAAAAGUCUUUAAUUCCCCAGGAUAUAUUAUACAUAUAUACAGACAUAUAAAUAUCUACAUAGAUAGAUUUAAUGCACUGUGGGUUAAUUGUGAUAAGUGGUUGGAAUUCCUCUGGAUGUAAUUCUUGGUUUAAUAAUUAAGAUUGCCUUUAGUAUGUUGCUGGUGAAGUGGGAGUUUUGUGUGUAGCUGUAUUCUAAUCAUUACGCAAACAUUCUCAAACUUCAGUGUUUUUCCUGUAGUACUGCUGUUUGCAUUAAAGGUGUGUGUGCCCCGUGAUGGGUCUCACAAGUGUAAUUUCCAAA
Molecule: messenger RNA, 1506 nt
Organism: Epinephelus moara (kelp grouper)
Lineage: Eukaryota; Metazoa; Chordata; Actinopteri; Perciformes; Serranidae
Gene: atp6v0cb
Product: ATPase H+ transporting V0 subunit cb
Exons: 3
Coding region: 211-672 (153 amino acids)
Biological process (GO): proton transmembrane transport
Cellular component (GO): proton-transporting V-type ATPase, V0 domain
Molecular function (GO): proton-transporting ATPase activity, rotational mechanism
Source: RefSeq, a predicted model, not a curated record